Messenger RNA from Gopherus evgoodei (Goodes thornscrub tortoise), 3688 nucleotides. It is a transcript of the gene ACMSD, whose product is annotated as aminocarboxymuconate semialdehyde decarboxylase. NCBI's taxonomy places the organism in Eukaryota, Metazoa, Chordata, Testudines, Testudinidae. The transcript is spliced from 11 exons. The coding region runs from base 210 to 1088 and encodes 292 amino acids. Gene Ontology annotation, biological process: secondary metabolic process. Gene Ontology annotation, molecular function: hydrolase activity; carboxy-lyase activity. Gene Ontology annotation, cellular component: cytoplasm; cytosol. The record is from RefSeq and is a predicted model, not a curated record.
UGCAGGGGUGAUGAAAGCAAAAAAGAGUUGCAGGUGCAUUGAGGGAUGGGCCGGGAUUAUUAAAGAAAGGUGGCUAAAAUACAGGCCGAUUUUCAUCAGAGCGGAUGCCAGUGCCCUUCAAAUUAAUCAACUGGCAGGAGAUAAUUUGACAGAGAUAUGGUUAUGGCGGAUGGGUUCAACUGGACCACCAUUGCAAGGGGGAGGCAAAAAUGAUGAAGGAGGGAAAGGUUUUCAGAGUUAUCCAAGAAAACUGCUGGAAUCCAGAGGUUCGGAUUCAAGAGAUGAACAAAGCAGGAGUCACUAUACAAGCCCUUUCUACAGUUCCUGUAAUGUUCAACUAUUGGGCCAAACCUGAGGAUACUUCAGAUCUGUGCCAAUUAUUAAAUAAUGACUUAGCUGCUACAGUAAAAAAGUACCCCAAGAGGUUUAUCGGCCUUGGCACAUUACCUAUGCAAGCACCAGACCUGGCUGUGAAGGAAAUGUAUCGCUGUGUGAAUGAGCUUGGUUUUCCUGGAGUACAGAUAGGAUCUCAUAUCAACGAAUGGGAUCUGAAUGCCACAGAACUGUUUUCUGUCUAUGCUGCAGCUGAAUUAUUAAACUGUUGUCUGUUUGUGCAUCCCUGGGACAUGCAGACAAAUGGAAGGAUGUCCAAGUACUGGCUUCCCUGGCUUGUGGGCAUGCCAGGGGAAACAACCAUUGCCAUUUGCUCCAUGAUUAUGGGAGGAAUUUUUGAAAUGUUUCCUAAACUGAAAGUUUGCUUUGCCCAUGGAGGUGGUGCUUUCCCAUAUACACUAGGGCGUAUUUCCCAUGGAUUCAGUGUGCGUCCUGAUUUGUGUGCAGUGGAUAAUAAAGUUGAUCCAAAGAAAUACCUCGGUUCAUUUUACACGGAUUCACUUGUUCAUGAUCCUCGGGCCCUAAAGCUGCUAAUCGAUGUAAUAGGAGAGGACAAAGUUCUUUUGGGAACAGAUUACCCUUUUCCACUAGGGGAACUAGAACCUGGAAAACUGAUUGAUUCUAUGGAAGAGUUUGAUAGUGGACUAAAGUGUAGAACUCCUUCCCCAACUGACAAGAUUAUUUUCUUUAUCUAGGAUGUCCCAAGUUUCUUGGAUGGUGAAGGGUAGGUUGAAACCUGAGCUUUCAGUAUUGUUGGGUGACUGCCUGGACAACCUCUUUCUAAAAGCAUUUUUAAGUCACUGGAAUGGUAAUGCAUUGCCCUUAUUCUUUCCCCUCUCAUUUGCUCAGGUUUCAGUACAUCGGUACUUGUGAAGUCAUAAUCUCACUCAUACUCUAGUCUUCCAUAGACUCUUCCAGGGAAAGAAAGACAGAAAAUACCUGAAUUCCUAAUGUAGCUGAGCACCUCCACCCUACUUUACAGACUGAACCUAAAAGAUGCUGAACACCAGCAAUUCUCAUGGAUAUCAUCAGCCUCUGUUGAACUGCAAAGGAAAAAAAUUGAACUUGCAUCUGUUUUUGCUUCUUUAUACUAUAUGAAAAAGCGUGAAACAUUUGGGAGUCUUUUUAAGGGUAAGGGUUUUUUGUGUUGGUUUUUUGCUUAUUUUACACAUUAGGAAUUCAGGUCUUAUCUAUCUUAUUUCUCCAAGACGGCUCUGUGGAAGAGUACAGAAAUUCAAUGGGAGCUAAGGGUGUGCUUAGCACCUUUUAGUAGACACCCAGCACCUCACAGCACCAGGCCCUUAGACAGAUACAUUCCAGGGGCUAAAUGAAUAUACUACAAAGGAAUUUAGGUGCCUAAAAUCCCAGUUUUAGGUGACACUGUGAUCCAAAACAUCUCCACUCAGUUAUUGCCUAACCCUAUAGGUGCCUAAACUCACUAGGUGCCUAAGUUUCUGCAGUAAUUGUUCCCUAGAUACCUAUGUUUUUGCCUCUAGGCAUGUGCACUGCUGCCUCACUCCAGGCACCUGGACAUCUAUCUCCCACCUAAACCCGGACAUCUAUCAAUCCACAUGGCAUGGGAGGGUAGGCAUUCCUCUGUCAAUCUUGCUGUAGGGUCCAAUCUGGAAGGCAUGCUCAGAGGCUGCCUAACUUCACACAAAAACAUCGGGGUGGGGGAAAAAGAAGGAAGACAGGGACUUCCUUCAUAACCUUAAGUCCAGUGGUUAUGGUACUCACCCAGAACGUGGGAAACCUCCUGUUUCAAGUUUGUCCUCUUCUUGAUGAGAAGGGAUUUGAACAGGGGUACUCUACCUCUCCAGUAAAUUCCCUAGCUGCUGGCCUAUGGAAUGCUUCUCAUUUUCUCUGACCCAAUUAAUAUUUAAUUAAAGUGGAACAACUUUAACAAGAGCGAUGGAAAAAGACCCACAUGAGAAUGUCUAGUAGUCCAAUGGUUAGGACACUUACCUGAGAGGUAAGAAACCCCUGUUGAGAUCCCUUCUUCUCAUCAGGGACAUGGGGGGACUUGAAGCAGGGGUCUCCUACAUCCCAUGUCGGUACUCUACCACUGGGCUAAAGGUAUAAGGAAGGCAGUUGCUGCUGCUUCAUGAAGUUAGUGAACACAACUCCAUCUUGCAAGAAACAACUUAGGCGCCUAAGCCACCUGGCUCCAGAAGAGGGGUGUCUAGCUGUGUAUCGUUAGCAGAGAUAAGGGCCUCUCUGCAUCCCAGACUUAGGCACCAAACUCUGUGAGAGGAACAGGGCUUAGGACACACUUCUCUCAUUGCCAUCUGCUAUUGACUUAGGUGGGUUCCUGCCUAACAUGCUGGGCUUUUGUGGAUCCUGCUCUUAGCACCUCUCUCACCAUUCAACUUAUGGGGAACCUGGGCACCUAACUCAAGCUAUGUGGAUCACAUUGUUAUUCCAGUAAUUUUUCUAGGCACCUAAAAGCAUUGCAACAUCUAAGUCCCUUUGUGGAUCUGGACCUACAUAUUUAUGUAUGAGGAAAAGGAAGCUAGGUAAAGUGUCCUCAGUUAAAUUUAAUUGCACCCAGUCCAGCAAACCCUUCAAUGGACAUUCAGUGACUAGAAGGCAUAAAAGACAUUGUCUUUCAUGUCAAACUUUUCUCUCCUUUAAAGUCUGUAAGUAUCUAAAGGAUAAAUUCUUCAGUUAUUUAAAUGUUAGAUGAUUUCUCCACCAACUUGUUGUAAUUAAAUUCAAAGUGGAGACAGGGCAGCUUAAUUUUCAUAGCAGUCCCUUCCUCCCACCCUCCUCAUAACCUUUUUAGCUUUGCUUCUUACAGAUGUUUAAAUAGACAAGGUGGCUGAGGUGAUACAUUUUAAUGGACCAACUUUUGUUGGUGAGAGAGAGAAGUUUCGAGCCACAGAGAGGUCUUCUUCACGUCUGGGAAAGGAAGUCUCAGUGUCUCAGCAAAAUGCAAGGUGGAACAGAUUGUUUAGCAUAAGUAGUUAACACAUACUGUAAGGGACCAUUCAAGUAUGAAAGCACUGAUGAGAUUCUAAUUACAAACACCUAUCACUGUAGUUAAAAAUAGCCUCUGGAGCAGCUGAGUCUUAAAGGUGAUCAACAACUAGGCUCAGGGCCAGUUAGAGACAGAAAGAUUACAUCAUCCAGUUCAUCUUUGUCCUUGCAGGAUUCUUCUCUAUUCUACAUUUACUAGUGUUCUGUCAAGUCAGUGCUGGAGUAUUUAAUAGAACUAACCAGAACACAGUUCCAGGAGUAAAUAUGAGACCAAAACACAUCAGAACUCCAUUGAGAUGUGGUGGCAUGAAGAGAC